AUGUUAUUUUCGUCCCCAGUGCAGGCUGCUCCAUGCCGGGGCAAGCUGGGCUUUAAGUGGGCGGUGCGCAGCGUCAUCCUGAUGACUCGCUUCUGCCGCUACUUCAUGUCCCGUUCCAACUAUCGCCAAUUCAUGGAGUUCAACUUCCGGGAGACCAUCACCAACCAGCCGGCCGGUGGAACGGGUAAAAGUCUGGUGUUUGACCUGAACCACUUCAAAGUGAAAGAGGACCGGAUCCCUGUCCUGCUGGUGGAGAUUAUGCGGAAGUGCCCGGAGGAGCGUUCUGAGUCGGAGGUGUUGCUGGUUCACAACAUGCUGAGCUCUGUGAGCAUGUUCCGUCGCUACAGUGGAACCUUGCAACUCCUUCUGGCCAGGGUGGUUCGCUAUCAGAGGUUGGAGCGGCGCAGAGUGGUCAUUAAGAAGGGCCAUUGGGGACACAGCUUCUACUUUGUGUUCUCUGGGCUCCUGGCCGUCACCAAGGACAACGACGGUAGCAGUGCCUUCGUGGAUAAGGAGCCCAUCCUCAUCAAGAAGGGCAUGAGCUUCGGGGAUGUGGCCUUGAUCAAAACGCUGAGGAGGAAUGCCACUGUGGUGUGCAUGGAGGAGACGGAACUCAUGGUGGUCGACAAGGAAGACUUCUUCGCUAACAAGAUGGACGUAGAGCUCAAGAGGGAGUUUGACUAUCGCUUCAGAUUCUUCCGGUCACUCCAGCUAGUGUCCUCCUGGUCAUACUCUCUCAUUGAACAGAUGGCUGACCAUUCCAAGGCCGAGCAAUUUCGAUACGGCCACGUGGUCGUCAAGGACACCAACGACAUGGGCAACAUCAUUUUCAUUGGCAAGGGCCAAUGUGACGUGUUGAGAGUGGUGGACCUUACCUCCUGCAGUACCUACCAACGCCUCCUAAAACAGUAUGCAGACUCAGUAAGCAGAGGUACAUGUUUGCCAACACAUGGAUUCAAAGGCGAGCUGACAAACCAACCAGGAAGUGUCAUAAAACACAAAGUCCUCCUCAAUAAUCCUCCACGUCCUCCCAGAGGACUUCCUGCAGACUUGCCCACCAGCGCCUGUUUCCUGAUCGACACCCUUCAUCAGAGCGGCACAUUUGGUCUGAACCAGUACCUGAUGCCGUCGAAGCAGAGAGACUGUCGCAGGUUCACUCUGGUCAGCCAGAGCGUGGAGAUCCUGCGGGUGGAGAAGACUCGCUUUGACAAGCUGGUGGACAACACCACCAUGAAGAAGCUGGAGGCCCUGCAGAAAACCUACCCAAGCGACGACGAGCUGUGCACUGUGUUCCUGGAACACAGCCGCUGGAAAGACUACAAACACAGUGUGAUACAGGACCUGUUCCCCGACCGGGUCGCCCCAAUCAGAAACCCCAAAACCCAGAAGCAGCAGGUCACAGUGGCCCCAGCCAGGCCCUUCAGCAGACCAGACACGUGGUCAACAGGCUGA
Oncorhynchus mykiss (rainbow trout) is the source of this 1452-nucleotide messenger RNA. Its product is annotated as cyclic nucleotide-binding domain-containing protein 2. The record is from RefSeq and is a predicted model, not a curated record. Gene Ontology annotation, biological process: spermatogenesis. Gene Ontology annotation, molecular function: cAMP binding. Lineage: Eukaryota; Metazoa; Chordata; Actinopteri; Salmoniformes; Salmonidae.